GACUUGCGGGAGGAGUUGCGUGUGGCUUGUGCACCGGUGUGUGCAUCGGAAGGCGCGUUGCGCGAGGAGUUGUGUGCUCUUCGGUCGGAAUACGCGCGAGUGUGUGAGGCUGUUGCGUCGAGUGAGGCGAUGUGUGUGGAGAAGUCGUGUGCGUUGACUGCGGCGACUGAUCGUGUGAGCGAGUUGAGUGCGGAGUUGAGUGUUGUUCGGCAGCAUGUGUGCGAAGUGCGUUCGGAGAAUGAGAGUUUACGCGUGGAGAUUGCGGUUGCUCGUGCGGAGUGUGAGGAAUUGCGGUCUCGUAUUGAUGUUGGUGUUCGUGAUGGUGCACAGAGUGAGGUUGGAUUGAUUUGGUCCAGUGGGCGGGUGGACGUGACGUCGUUGGAACGUGUGGAUGUAUCUACUGAGGUGUGUGUUGCGAGGAGUGUGGUGUGCGAGUCGGCCCCGUGCUCAUCAUCGACAUUGGUAGGAUUACCUGGUGGUGUUUGUUCGGAUGUGGAUGCGAGAGCGGACGUGUCGGUGGUUGAUGUGCAUGAGUCGGCCCUGUUCUCAAAGUAUGUGGAACACGUGAGCAGUCAAACGGAUGAGGACAGCGUGUUGGAUGGUAGUAUUAGCUAUGGGACGGUUAUUGGUGUUGUAGCGCGUGACGCGGGUGUGGGGCCUGACAUGGCGGACGUGUGUGAACCGAAGUCGGCUUUGUCGGUGGAGAUGGAUGUGGCUGCGUCAGUUGUGUCUUCUGGCCGUUUGGAUGUGUUGGGUAUUGGAGUUGGAGGUGAACUUCCGCCUCCGCCGCCACCGUGUCCGGUACAAUUUGGGCAAGAACUGCGUGUGUCUAGUGUGGACGUUUGUGGUGGCAUUGGUGUGGAUGGUGUUUCCGAUGAGUUGACGGUGGAUGGAGACGGGUGGCGCGCUGAGCUGGUUUCUCGAGAUGAGCGUAUAAGUGUGUUGUCGCAGCUUGUGGAUGCUCGGGAUGCGGCGCUACGUGAUAGUCGUUACUUGUUGUCGGAGAAGGACAGUGAGUUGAUGCUGUUGCGACAGGCCCAAAGUCGAGGGGAUGAGUUGCGUGCGGCGCUGGAGUCUGAAUUGGAGCGUGUGAAAUGUGACCUGGAGGCGAAGUGUUCGGAGUUGGAAGAUGCAUCGCGCAGACUGUUGUUGCUUGAUGAGAGUGAGACAUUGGGUGGAGGUGUGAGUGGGCGAUAUGAGGUGAUGUUGGAAAGCGGGGCGACUGAGGAUGCCGCGACUGGUAUUGUGUGCAAGGGUGUGCAAACGGAGGCAGAUGUGAUAUGUCGGUUGCAGGCUGAGUUGACUAGUCUUCGAUUGGAGCAUCUUCACCUGAGAGAGGCGUGUGAGCGCGCGCGUGGCUCGGAGACUGGUGGUAUGAUAUCUGAGAUUGAGUUGUUUACAGGCUUGCGUAGUGUGACGAUGGAUGGACCGGCACUUGCUAUUGAGGAUAAGGCGUCUGCAUUGAGUGUUGCAGAAGAUGCCAGUGCUCGUGUUGGUUUCGCUGUGGAUGCCUUGCAUGAGAGAGAGGUGAGCGAGUCACUGUUGGUUGUGGACGAAUUGGCUGCUGGUGACAGGUUGUUGUCGUUGCCUUCGCCGAUGGUUGGAACGCGUGCGGAGGAUGUGGUGGAGAUAGAUGGAUCUGGCAUGUCGGGUGAUUUGUGGUCGUGGGACGGUGUUGUUGAGAUGGAGCACAGACCGGAUGAUGUGAUGGCUGGUGGUCAUGAUGUAGGUGUGCAGAGUGUGGAUGUUGGUUGUUGGAUUCCAGUGACGGUGUCGUCGGCUGGUGGUGUGAUGGGGUCGGCUACAUCGUCGGGACCGAUAGUGGUGGAUGCGAGUGUGACGUAUAGUGGUGUAGUGUGUACGUCAGAAGCGGUGUUGGAUGGUACUAGUUUGUGUGGAGUUGAAGCGAGAGAGUUGAGUGCAGUGGAGACUCGUUUGUCCGCAGCGUUGGAGAAGAUAGAGCAGUUGGAGUGUGAGAAGUGUGAGUUGCAGUCCGAGUUGUUGUCGCGGUCGCAGGUGGCUGAUCGUGGCCGAUUGUUGGACAAGACGGUGGUGGAUUUGGUGGAUGCGAAGAAGUUGUUGGGUGAGUUGGUGGGUCAGUUGUCGGAGCUCCGUGCGAGUUAUGUGCAUGGGUUAUCAGAGCGUGCGUCUUUGGAGUCGACGUUGCGUGAUGCGCUUUGCAAUUUGACUGAUGUUGAGUUGCAGUUGUCGGUGAAUACGAGGCAUGGUGAAGAGUUGCGCGACGCGCUAACCGAAUCGGAAAUGGCGUGUGCAGAGGCGCGUGCGGCCGCUUCUCGUCAGGCUUGCGAUUUGUUGGAGGUGAUGGAUCGUUUGAAGUGCUCGGAGUUGGCUCGUGAGGCUCUGAGUGUUCGAGUGGCGGAUCAGCAGAAAGUAUUGGUUUGCAUGGCUGGCGAGUUGCGUCAUGUGCGGGAUGUGUUGUGUGGUGUUGGUGCUGAGUUGCGUACCCUUGGUUUGGAGUGCAAGCGUUGGCAGUCGUCCGGAGCGUCGGAGUUGGGUCAAUGUGUGUGUACUGUGGAUUCGUUGGUGGAGACAUCGCAGAAGUUGUAUAGUGAGAGCGCAUCUAGGUUGAUUGAGAUGGAGUCGUUGGUGUGCGACUUGCGGGAGGAGUUGCGUGUGGCUUGUGCACCGGUGUGUGCAUCGGAAGGCGCGUUGCGCGAGGAGUUGUGUGCUCUUCGGUCGGAAUACGCGCGAGUGUGUGAGGCUGUUGCGUCGAGUGAGGCGAUGUGUGUGGAGAAGUCGUGUGCGUUGACUGCGGCGACUGAUCGUGUGAGCGAGUUGAGUGCGGAGUUGUGUGUUGUUCAGCGGCGUGUUCGUGAAUUGUCUUCCGAGAAAGAGGCACUACUUUCUGAGCUUUUUGACGCCUCCACUCAUUUUGCCGAAUUUUCUUCUCUUUUGUCGAUGUUUUGUCCGUGUUUAUCUUCUUCUAUUUUGGACUGCCUUUUACCCUUGGACCAUCCUAGUAAUGAUGGCUACCGUGGUGUGUUUUCCCCACUUUUGCGGUCUUCUGAGUGUUGUUUCUUUCGAUCCCAUUCUUGUUUGCCUUCUCCUGUCCCUGCAUCGGACGUUGGACUUGUUUUUCCUGUUGUUUUUGAUAUUUUUGCGGAUGUCACUCGUCUUUCGAGGGUCUGUUCUACUCUUGUUGUUGCUGCUUUGAGGUUGGCAAACUUAGUUGAACAGGUUACGCCAAUUUCUUUUCGCCUUUCUGAUCGGUUGUCUGUGGAUAUCCCUCCUUCCUCAAGUGUUCCUCUUGGCCCUGAGGUUUGCUGGUCUGCUAGUUCUUUAUGUCGUGCCUCCAAAGACCUUGAGAGGGAGGCGGCUGUUUUAGAUGAGCAAUUAAAUCUUGAGCUUUCUUGCAAUCAUAACCAUUCUGAGGAAGUCGAGCGCAUGAAAUCUGUCAAUUCCAGUUGGAUCGCAUGCGCUCAUCGCAUCUUGGACACGGUCAACGAUCUCUGUGGUUCCAAGUCGCAGUGUACCUUUGAAGGGGAUUUACAACCGGACGAUUUUGAGCACUCACUUUCUUCCGCCUUCAAGGAAUUCUCAGGGCACCUUUAUCAGUCUGCUCUUCUAGACAACGAAUGUAACUCACUGCGUUUGCGCCUUUUGGACCUUCAGGAGGCGCACGCAACAUCCAUCAACGAACUCCAGCGUGCGCAGGCCACUUUAAAUGACCAGCAUGUCGAAAUUGGACGUUAUCGAAAGCAUUGGCGUUGUUUGAUCGAUUUGACGGAUCAGUUAAUACCACUUAUUUCUUCUGACACGGUAACCACCGACAGUUUGCUUCAACUUCGUCAAGGUCUUCAUGAAAUACAAAAUAGCUUGGUUAACUCUUUAGUUAAUCAGACAAAUGAUCCUGUUCUUGCCCAUUUUCCGGCUCUAGCCGAAGACUCACCCGUGACAAUAGCGCCUGUUGCAGCGAGACAUUUAGAAUUAGUUGAUGCUGAGUGUCUGGCUGGGGUGGGAGCAGUUCCGGCCAUAGCUUCCUCUUCAGUUCUCCAACAGUUGCCAGAUGAAGAUGCAGCUAGUUUGGCCUCCUCUUACCGAACAAGUCUGGAAGUCAGUCUCAGUUCAGAAUUCAACUAUCUAAAGAACUGCAUUCACAGUUUAAAGAUGGAGUUGAAUUCGAUGCGCAAGUAUGUAGAGGCCUCUCUUUCUUCCGUUCGUGAUGAACUUUGUUCGGUAAUUCGGUUACAUGAUCCUUCCAACACAAGGAGUGAGAGUUUACUCAUCCCUUCCAUUGUGGUUGAAUACAUCCGUAAGCUUCACACUAUUCUCAACCUGAAUGAAUUUGUACCUAAUGCAGAUACCAAGUUAGACAGAAUAAGCAUUUCCCCGACGUAUCUUUGUGAACUGAGCAAGCAAGUUUCUUUAUUGCAACAAGAAGUUUGUUUCACGAAAAGGGAAAUACAAACAUCGACCAGUAAUCCACAUCCAGUGGCUUAUAAACCAGAUGAAAUAGCAACGUCUCUCGGUAAGUUUGGAUAUUCUCCCGACCCAUCAGCUACUUGCAAUCACACCGAUGAAUCAGUAAGUUCUGAGUCCAAAUUGGAGACCUUAUCAGCGUUCGUCUACGCGUGCAAUGUACUUAUAGACUACGCACCUACCACCGCUACUGGCAAACUGCUAGAACAAGUCGGAGUCACGAGAGAACUCAUUCAAUUUCUCAAUGGGAUUUUGGGAAAAAUGGAAUCAUUGUGUACCUUAGCAAACAAUGGGAACCAGGAGUCAACGCACCCGGCGUCUGCUCAUUCUAAUGGACUGUGCACCUCGAAUAAGGUGCCGGAAAACAUUUUGCUUUUGGAUUUCUGUGCACGACUCGCUGUCCUUUUUGAUCAACCUACGAUACCACUCCAGCCUAUAAACUCCACUGAUCUUAAAACGCACCUAAGUGCAUUGUUUUCCGCCAUUCAACUGCAGAAGCAAAUAUUUGAUGAGGUUAGGAAUACGGACGAGUUCCGUACCGCUGCCUACACUGGUCUGAUAAAUUGCUUAGAUCAGCUAUGUUGUAUGUCAGAUCCCAAAAUCAUCCUACAUGAUCCUCAUUUUUCCUCAAAUGCACUCUCACCACAGAGCCUCGAGCGAUUGACCGAGUUAAUACGCAAAGGUGGACUUAAGUCCGAAGACUUUAUUCCACGGUUAAGCCAGCUUCAUCAGAAUGUCUCUAACCUUGCGCUUAGGAUUUCUAGCCUUACUGAUGAGGAUCACGAGUUGUCUGCUGCGCUUCGAUCCAAGGAGAUGGUGUUCUCUGUUCCUGGGACAGUGAUCCGUGACCUUGCGGACCACACACAAAGUGUUCAAUCUGCUGUCGAGGCCCUUUCGACUGUACUCGACCGUGUUGAUGCAUCGAAACUCCGAACCGGGAUGGGCGAUGCAAUUCAUGAUGCACAAACUACAGGUUCGAAAACGGUGACCAGUUUGUGCUCAAAUAACCAGCAAACUACUUCUUAUCUCGAGUUGACGGUUGCUGUCGACGCGCUUCAUAAGGAGUGGACUCAACUGAAAAGGACACUUAUCUCUUUUGAACGUGGGCUUGAACACGAGAGUGUGAGUCGUUUGAAGCGCGGGACUACAGUCUUGGAUACGUCCUGUGAAGAAUCUCACCUAUCCUGUGCAAAUGUCCCCUCCACGGAUGACACAGUGCAUUCUCCUCUGAACGUGUCCCUACCCACACUAGACGUCCGUUGGCCGAUACUAACCUGUAACACACAUCAGGUGCUUGAUAACCCUUCAUCGACCUCCCAGCUGUGCACUGUGCCACAAGAGAGACGAAUGAGCACUACGAACUUGUUGGCCUCAGCUUUGAAUCUCCAGGGAUGGAACGCAAAAAGUUGGCCGAGCAUACACCGAAGGGCGUACAAAAAACAAUUGCCACACCGUUCGCACUCGUUACCUGCACUAAGGAGGCACAGUUGUUCGCCUCCGUUUGUUGAGGAUCCCCGUCCAACUGCUGAUGAUAUCGAGGCAAUUUGGAAUGGGCGGGACAAGAAGCUUCUUAGAAGAGCAUCAGAAGCCACUUUAUCUCACCAUCCUACCGUCUAUCGAUCGUCUCUGCUUCAGUUUGUUCGAGCUCUGGAGGCUUAUUUCCCCGCAUUCAUGUUGCGACCGAUCGGAAUAAGUCUGUUUCCACUGUCACUUCGUACUGGCUUGAGGGCGUUGCGACAUUUGUUACUCACUCUACCCGAGGACCUCAUUCGACCCAUAAGCAUUUCAGAUGUUAGCGAUUGUUUGGAGUGCCACGUUCAGUGGAGAGAACUACAGCUCUGGCAACAAAUGUGUGCGCUUAGGGCACAACUUGUUCUGCUACACCGACAAAUGAAGCUGGAGCAGGCAAGUCACAGAUCGCCGAGCGAACUACAAGCCCAAAUAGGUCAGAUCAAUCAACUUUUGUGUCAAAGCACACUGAGCUACAAGUUUGUACAUGAAUUGAUGCCCCUCCGCAUACCACUUCAUCCCGGUGGUCCCUAUUGCCAUUUAUUGGCUGCAAACGUAAGCUCAGACCUUUCAACGGAUUGCGAACAGUACGACUACUUUGGAUUAUCGGCCACUCUUGUACAACGGUUAUUGCGUCUUCUGCACAUACGUGACAUGGAAGUUCUGUACUUGUUAUCGCUGAGGCAAGAGGGUGGUCAGUUUGACCACGAACACGAAGAAAUUUGUACUAAGCUCCGUACCUUUGCUGACUGGAACAGCAUUCCACCAGUUGAUUUAACGGAAUUGCCUACUUACCGCAUUGGCCUAAGGAUGUUGGAUUCCAAACUUUUUAGCCAACUUGCAGUUUCGGCUGAAGAAAAGAAGCGUGUAGCAGAAUCAUUCGAUUUUCCACUGAAUCGAGAGUCGAAUGAUUCAACGCAACAGCAUCUGUCGGACCCACGACAUCUGUCAUCUUACGAGACGUUGCUCGAUUGUGUGCGGCGGUGUGAACACACACUGUCGCAGAUUCAACAGUGCCUCGAUCCCCGCUCCACCUUUCCAACCAACGUGGAUGUUGACCAGCUCACUCUACCACUCGCCCAAUUACAGUCCCUUCUUAGAAGCCGAAAGCAACAGACGGAAACACACGUUGAGUCCGUUACCCUAUGUGCGCCAUCGACUGCAUCACUCACGAACUCUCCGAGUUACCCCAGGCGUUCUGUGAGGCCUCCCAUCUUGAAUUUGAUAAAUGCCGUCGACCACAUGUUGGACUUGACAGAGUUGCGAAACCUAUGCAAACAUUUGUUCGAUCAGUAUCGCAUAGUCAGCUCUGAGCUGGAACUGCAGUUGGAUACGAAUUGGUGCUUACGACAACGGUUGAUUGCCACGAAUGCUACGAUUGACCAGCUUUCAAAACAACUGAACGAAGAACAUCACUCCUUGGCAUACCUCGAACAGCGGCUCAAUGUGGAGACGGAGAAACACACCGCACUAACAGAACAAUGCGAUGUUGCCAGAGUGCAUGGACGAACCGCUGUACGUAAACUAGAGCAUCUGCUCACCGGAGAAGAGCAACGCGCAAUACAGGCGGAUUCGCUUCAGGAAGCACCGGUUCUGCCGACCGAUACGACGUUCGUUUCUGGGGUUGACACACAGGCGGUCUGUGGACUGCAUGGUGAGAGGCCGCCAUCUUACUUGGGAGAAUCACGCGAGUCGUAUCACGCACUUUCCGCUUCAACACCAUUGAAGCAUUCAGUAUCUUCACAGACGACAAAGACGUCCAAAUUCUCUUGCCUUCCACGUCCAAUGAUGAGCUGCGGCACAGCUCGGAAACGAUCACCCUCUAGCUCAGCCACCCCAACACGAACUCCCUACCGAUCGACGAAGCGUCAUCAGAUGUCAUUGAAUGUACCUGGCAGUUCAUCACAAGUAGCCGUUCAAAGGCAUCGUUGCAAACCUGUCUCCAGUUUGCCAUCCGACUCAACACCAUCGCUGAUCAAACGACAGACAAACAAUAGUAAUCUUAGCUGUCUGGAUCCAAGUCCGGCUAUGUCUUCCACUGAAUGCAUCUCACUCACUACGCGUUCUAUUAUCACACCCGAUACCUCGGCCGAGUCGUCCGAGUCUACACGCCUAUUGACCGAUUGGUCCUUUUCCUCUGUGGACACACAACCCAGUGGCCAUAGCCUCCCGUCUGCUGGUGUACAGGAGCAGUCUGAUUGUAGCACCCCAGCAAAGCGACCGAAAAGAAGCAAACGGCUGAUUCGGUUGUUGCGCCAUCGAAUGUUCCCCAAAACGGACCUCAAGAAGCAAUCGUAACCGGCAACUGAGCCGGCGUGCUUCCUCGUCCCGACCGGCAGUCUUUCAUUCAUUUUCCCGGUCAUUUUCUUCACUUGGCCUUCAACAGCGUCCCGUCCCCAGUUCCGCGCAUGCACCUACACUGCUCACAGGGAUGAGGACUAACGUUAUUUAAUUUCAUGUUUUUCAGCCACAAGAGAGAAGACCUCAAUAGCACAUCGGCACACACGUACACUAAGAUUACCCGAAGAGAUCUGUCUUUGUUUCUUCCUCUUAUCGUGAACGCACUUCCCGUCAAAGGAUUUUGCCUUCGUUUAACAUGCACUCAUUCUAUCAUUGUAUAGCCUGUCUUGGCUCCGCUUCCCAUUUCCACAUAUUUUCAAAGUACAUAUCGCACGCAUUCAACUCAUUUACCAAAACCGAACCCGUUCCCUGUGAUACACACACACACACACACGCACACUCAUGUGCAAACGUACACGAGGACGUGCGCAUGUGAGAUUUCAAGCAUCGUUGGCAUUUCAUCGCAUUCACUGUGCUCGCACUCCCCCAUUGUGCUUGCGGAUCUUUUCUCCCUACUGUGUUUUAACACCUGUGACAGCAGUGCCCAUAACGUUGUGAUCUUUUAAAUGUGACCUUGAGUAUUUUGUCUAUCUAUUUCCUCUCCUUCAUCUCUCGAGUUGGCGCCAUUUUUGUGAUUACUGAACAAGAGCAUCGCAUUAUAUAUAUACACAUGUCGUCACUUGUGGAACCAGACUUCAAGACAAGCUUUCGUACUAAAUACAUGGGUGGAAAGCCUUUUACGAGAGGACUGACAUCCUGGAGACUAAGUUGCGUGUGGCUUAUGAUCGAUUUCAGUCUCUGCAGCGACCAUGAUCCAAAGAGUGAUACUAACUAAAAUACCGGUAAUAAUAUGAAUACCAUUAACCAUAGUGAUGUUGAUAAUCCAACAGGAAAUAAAUAAACGAUUUAUUCUC
Dicrocoelium dendriticum is the source of this 9203-nucleotide messenger RNA. The record is from the annotation of a GenBank genome assembly. Lineage: Eukaryota; Metazoa; Platyhelminthes; Trematoda; Plagiorchiida; Dicrocoeliidae.